AUUAGCAGCGCUGAUUGCAAGUAAACAUAAAAUAAUUGUAAUUAUUGUGAUAAAAACAUAAUGUCUGCAGUAACUAAGCUAAUAAAACCAAAUCUAGGUGCUCUAAGACAACUACAGCAGUAUCGAAAUAUAGUCAAUCUGAGUGCCACUGCAGCGCUAAGAUCCCGUAAUGAACUUUUCAGUCAGGAACAGCGACGCCAGCGGGAAGCUGUGGGUCGCAUAGAAAAGAUAGAAGUGCGCUACUUGGGACUGCCCGAGGAUGUGACUCUAGUUAUGAACAAUCAUAUAUCGACGCCAUACAACUGCGCACAGCACUUGAGCGAAGGUCAUUGCAAAAGAGCUGCCUUGGCUUUGAUCGAUGGCACCGUGCCCUGGGACAUGCAUCGACCACUGCAGGAAUCGUGUACUCUGCAGUUGCUCAAUUUCAAUGUAUCUGAACCACAUCUGGUCAACAAAGCCUUUUGGCGCACCUGCAGUUUCAUGUUGGGCGCUGCGCUGCAACGUACAUUUAAGGAUGAGGCGAAGCUGGAACUGCAUAGCUUUCCCGGGCCAAAUAUCAAAUCCGGCAGCUUUGUGCAUGACAUUGUGUUGGGCACGCAAAGCUGGGAGCCUACGAAAGCUGAAAUGCGCGCUAUAUCGGCAGAAAUGGUGAAGCUGUCGGCACAGGACUUGAGAAUAGAGCGCUUGGAAGUGGAUAAGGAUGUGGCGAUAGAAAUGUUCAAAGAUUCACGCUACAAAAGCGAGCAGCUUCCCAGUAUAGCGCAACAGAAUCAAGGUCGCGUCACGCUCUAUCGCUUGGGGGAACACAUCGACAUCUCGCGUGGACCUAUGGUGGCCUCUACACGUUUCCUUGGCAAGUGCACCAUAUCCGCUGCACACAAGGUGGCCAGUGAAGGUGCUGCCAGUGCAUUUUAUCGCAUUCAGGGUGUGGCUCUGCCUAGCGGCUUUACCCUAAAUCAUUUUGCCUAUGGCUUGCUGGAACAGCGCUCCCAAAAGCUAAACUCUGCGCGCCUGCCAAACGAACCCUUUGAGGAACAACAACAACAACAAAUGCAAUUGUCUUGAAUAGAGUAUUUACAUUAACAAAGCUGUUUUUUAAUAUUUAAAGUAAUUCUAGCGUAAAUGUUACCACAAACAAAACAAAAAAACAAUUAAAGAUCAAGCUUUAAUAUCGCCGGCAGCUGCAAGUUGUGUUGCUUAAUACUAAUUUAAAAUUCGUUUAAGGUAAACUUAUAAACAUAUAUACAUACAUACUACAUGCAUCAACUGAAGCACGCGCUGAUUCAACUUAUCUGAGCAUUUAACAAUGAUUCCAUAUUAGAUAUAUUAGCUCAAAGUUUUGCCAUUAAUUUUAGAUAUACAGGCUCAAAUCAAAUCAGAGUUUUGUCUGACGUACAAUAUAGAUAUGCAACUAGUUUUUUUUUUAAUUACACUCAUAAUACUCUUGAAGUUGUUUCAUCGCGUGAUUCACUUUGGUCUUGCGUUAUACAUUGAGAUUCCUGACGUUACAUUAAGACAACAG
This is a messenger RNA of Drosophila busckii, 1522 nucleotides long. RefSeq names its product 39S ribosomal protein L39, mitochondrial (gene mRpL39). Gene Ontology annotation, biological process: threonyl-tRNA aminoacylation. Gene Ontology annotation, cellular component: mitochondrion. Gene Ontology annotation, molecular function: threonine-tRNA ligase activity; nucleotide binding. The record is from RefSeq and is a predicted model, not a curated record. NCBI's taxonomy places the organism in Eukaryota, Metazoa, Arthropoda, Insecta, Diptera, Drosophilidae. The transcript is spliced from 5 exons. The coding region runs from base 61 to 1065 and encodes 334 amino acids.